Molecule: messenger RNA, 1185 nt
Organism: Microplitis demolitor
Lineage: Eukaryota; Metazoa; Arthropoda; Insecta; Hymenoptera; Braconidae
Product: male-enhanced antigen 1
Exons: 4
Coding region: 646-1119 (157 amino acids)
Biological process (GO): spermatogenesis
Source: RefSeq, a predicted model, not a curated record
CUAAAGCAAGCUGUGCUAUUAAGGAAGUUGCCUCAAAAUUGAGGAAAAAUUAACCGCUAAUUUUCCUUUUCAACUGUUGCUGUCAAAUUAACAACAAAUUCGGGCAACAAAUUUUGGUAAUUUCAAUUGUCAAAUUACUGUUAAUUUCAAGCUAAAGUGAUUACUAGGGUAUAGAAACUGGAUGCAACCGUUUUACACUGCAAUGUUUACACGGGUGAGAACAGGAAAGUUAUUAGUAGUCUCUUUGUUAAAAUUGAACUUGGAGGUUUGUAAACAUUGAAUAAAGUUAAUCAUUGAAAUCAACAAUGUUCUGUUAACUUUCUGCUAUGUAACUUCAAAAACAACAAAUAAGCCCAGAAGUAUGAGUGUGAAUAUAGCAGACGUGAGACAAUAUAUAAAUUUUAAAUUGUUCAUCUAGUGUGAUUGACGGAAAUCAUUAGACUUACAUCAAAAUAUUGUUAAUGGAAGACGGGAAAAGAACUUGAGCAAUAACCAUAUUUUCAUAGAUAAUUCGUAAAUAAGUUGAACUCUUAGCAUGUAAUAAUGAUUGGUAAAAUUUAGAUUUUUUAUUUAGUCACUGAGCUAUCAUACAAGAGAUAAAAAAAAAUUUGUGAAAGAAAAAGAGAUAUAAAAAAUAAAUUUACAAUGUCUCCUGAACCAACACAACAACCAAUGAAUCAAGAUUUUGUAACUGAGAAUUUAUUGAUUGAUACGGUUACCGGAAAUCAUGAUUCAGAUAGUGAUGAUGAAGAAAUCGAAACAGCAGGUUAUUUACCACUUUCUCAAGUGCCAACAGAUAGCGAUAUGAUUAUUGAUCUUUAUGAUAAUGAAAAUGAGGACAAUGAUUCGAUUCCGUCAAUAAUUGAUUCUGCUACUAUUUUAUUCUCUAUGUCCGAACCAAUAUCUCAACCUUCCUCAGAAACUCUUCACCUUUGGAGUUCAGAAUUAAAUAAUAAAUCCAAUAUUCAUCUCGAUGCUGUAAAAAUUAAUGAAGUGAAAUCAGUGAUGGCAAAUUUUACUUUACCCGAAACAGCGAUUCCAGAAUGGGCAAACACAGUUUCAGAAGAAGAAUGGAAAAAUCAACUCGUAAAUAGGAUAAAAGAAAUACAAGAAAAAUGAUUUUAAUCUGCACAAAGAUAUUUUAUUGAUAUUGUUAACUUAAAAAUAAAAACUCAUUAAAUUUUU